AACUAUGAGCGGAUUUUUAUAAGGAGCGUUUUUUCCCCCCUCACAGCAGCAGAAUAUGGAUUUUGAUGAGCGGAUCCCUGCCUCUAAUAUGUAUUUACCAAGCUGCACUUACUACGUCUCCGGAGCUGACUUCUCGGGUCUGCCUCAUUAUUUAACCCAGAGCCAGUCCUCUUGCCCCGUGACAUACCCCUACCAGUCCUCAGCGCUGCCACAGGUCCCAUCCGUAAGAGAUGUUGCGUUCAGGGACUAUGGGAUAGACGCUUCCAGUAAAUGGCACCACAGCAGGGGGAGCCUGACGCACUGCUACGCUGAGGACAUCGCGCACAGGGACGGCUGGACGACCCCGACCUCACGGGGGGGAGAUAUCCUGGUGAAAGGCAGCUCGAGCGCGAGCCACUCCAGCGGCGUCAGCACUCCGACGCCAGGAGGCUUCUACGGCAGCGUGGGUAGGAACGGCGUCCUGCCGCAGGCUUUCGACCAGUUCUUCGACACCGCGUACGGCAGCGCGGAGGACAGCACGACCCCCACAGCACAAGCGGCAGCAGCGGACACGGACAGACAUGCGGUCAAAACGAGCCCCGCUCCGGCGCACGCCGGCUCGGACACGGCGGAGAGUUUCAGCCCCAAAUCCUCGCCCGGACAGAGCGAGGAGAAGAGGAGCAGGAGCAGCAGUGGCCAGAGGACGCGCAAGAAGAGAUGCCCGUAUUCCAAAUAUCAGAUCAGGGAACUGGAGAGGGAGUUCUUUUUCAGCGUUUACAUCAACAAGGAGAAACGGCUGCAGCUCUCGCGGAUGCUCAAUCUGACUGACCGCCAGGUGAAAAUCUGGUUUCAGAACAGGAGGAUGAAGGAGAAGAAACUGAACAGAGACCGUUUACAGUACUACACCACAAACCCUCUGAUCUGUAACGGCGUCUAUCUGCCACCGGCGUCGGAAUAUUCAUAUGGACUCUCCGGUGGCUCGUGUUUUCCGGGGAUCGGUAAGCGCAGUAACGAGCCAGUCACCCAGAGCGUGAUCCCGUCCUCUGCUCCCUAUGUUCAGGGGAUGGAAACGUGGCUGGAAACGUCGAGAUCGUGCCGGGUGGAUCAGCCCAGCAGCGGCCAGCAUAUGUCUCAGUGUUCCUUCUCCCCGAGCAUAAAGGAGGAGAGCGCCUACUGCCUUUACGAGUCAGACAAAUGUCCUAAAGGAGCACCGGUAGAUGACAUUUCCUACUCCAGCGCAUCAUGCCCGGUUACCGGGAGCACCUUGCCGGUCCCCGGCUACUUCCGCCUGUCUCAGACGUACACGUCCUCCUCCUCAAGGCUGUACCAAGAUGUCCAGCCAAACAUGAACCACUUCACCCUGCAGAGACCUGCACGCUCGGACAGCCAGCCCUCCCAGGCUGCCUCUGCAGAGCCGGAGCGAAGGGAGAGCCACGAGGAGGCGCCUGUCCCUGCGCCCUGCGCCCCGGCCGGAGAGGAGGACAGCCGGCUCUCCUCAGAUAGCUCUUCCUCUCCUGAGCCCGCCGAGACCUGCAGGGCGGAGUGUCCGGAGAAAACCAGCAAAGAUGGGAAAAUAGAAAGCACGGCCAACUGGCUCACAGCAAAGAGUGGCCGAAAGAAGCGCUGCCCCUACACCAAACACCAGACUCUGGAGCUGGAGAAGGAGUUCCUCUUCAACAUGUACUUGACUAGAGAGCGUCGCCUGGAGAUCAGCCGCAGUGUGCACCUCACUGACAGUUGUGCAAUGUCGACGCUGGGGACGAGUUUUUAUAUUGACACGCCUGUUCUUUCCGAGCAGGAAGACAUGGCACCCAGGUUCUCAUCAGCUGCAGGGGUGGAGCAGGCGAUGCUCGCCGAAUAUGGCGGACAGGAGUCAUGCCCUUUGCAGGCGAAAUCUUCUAUUUUUGGUGGAUCUUGGAGUCCAAUCUCGGCUCACCCUCCAAACACAGCCGCCCCGACCUACAUACAUCACCCUUACACCAGCGGAGACUGCGAUGGCAUGUUUACGCGCUCCUGGGCGUUGGAUCCGGUCUCCGCGUCCCUGUGUCUGACGGGAUUACCAUCGACAGCCAUGCAUUAUGAGAUCAAACCCGAGCCUCUGAUCGGGAGUGCCGAGUGCACAAAUUUAGAGACGCACACGCCGCUUUUGUCUGACAUCGGAAACGAAGCAUCGCUCGCAGAGAUCCCCUGCGAGACCACGAUUAAACCUACGGAGGAGGAGAGCCCGUCAUCGGAGGAGAAGAGGGACGCAGAUGCAAAUAACCCCUCAUCCAACUGGCUGCACGCAAAGCCCACCAGAAAAAAACGCUGUCCCUACACAAAGCACCAAAUCCUCGAACUGGAGAAGGAGUUUUUGUUUAACAUGUACCUCCCCCGGGACCGUAGAUACGAGAUAGCAAGACUCCUGAAUCUGACCGAGAGACAGGUGAAAAUCUGGUUUCAGAACCGCAGGAUGAAGAUGAAGAAAGAAAACAAGGACCGGCGGAGAAACAGUUAA
Cheilinus undulatus (humphead wrasse) is the source of this 2476-nucleotide messenger RNA. RefSeq names its product homeobox A11b (gene hoxa11b). NCBI's taxonomy places the organism in Eukaryota, Metazoa, Chordata, Actinopteri, Labriformes, Labridae. Gene Ontology annotation, biological process: anatomical structure development; regulation of transcription by RNA polymerase II; DNA-templated transcription. Bases 56 to 2476 code for a protein of 806 amino acids. Gene Ontology annotation, cellular component: nucleus. Gene Ontology annotation, molecular function: DNA-binding transcription factor activity, RNA polymerase II-specific; RNA polymerase II cis-regulatory region sequence-specific DNA binding. The record is from RefSeq and is a predicted model, not a curated record. The transcript has 6 exons.